This is a messenger RNA of Bufo bufo (common toad), 1264 nucleotides long. It is a transcript of the gene C5H8orf88, whose product is annotated as chromosome 5 C8orf88 homolog. NCBI's taxonomy places the organism in Eukaryota, Metazoa, Chordata, Amphibia, Anura, Bufonidae. Bases 10 to 594 code for a protein of 194 amino acids. Gene Ontology annotation, cellular component: cytoplasm. Gene Ontology annotation, biological process: negative regulation of translational initiation. Gene Ontology annotation, molecular function: eukaryotic initiation factor 4E binding. The record is from RefSeq and is a predicted model, not a curated record. The transcript has 7 exons.
GCUGGAGCCAUGUCUGCUGCUGUGGGACCCAUAUCGCGACAUCAUGAGGCCGCAGCGACACAUCGUAAAGGUUGUCAGCUGCUGCUGAGCAGUGAAAUGGAAGCCAAGAGACUAAUCGGUAAACCACUUCAGCCAGCAAGGCCUAUCCGUCGCUGUGUUUCUGACAACGGAGCUGUAUUCAUGGUUAACUUCCAAGCCAGGUUCUCUGAUCACUGCAGAGACAGCGUUAAGGAUCGCUCUAAUUUGUGGCGCUCCAUUGAAAAAUUACAUGUUUUGGAGGAUCCGGUAACUGAGAAAUCUUCAGGAAAACCAGCAGUAAAUAAUAAAAAAGAUAGGAUUACCUAUUCCAGAGACUUCCUGAUGCAGCUAUCAAACGUGUCUGUGAGCAAACAGAAGCCAAAGUACUUACCGGAUCUCCCCAUUACUCUUCAGCAUCCGCGGAGAAUAGCCCUUUCUAAUGAAAGUGAGAAAAAGACGGAAUGCACAGAUCUCCAGCCUGCACUGUGCCCCGGACCCCUUCGUGUUAGCUCACAUGAUGAACGCGCAUCCCACUGCAUGACUAGACCAUCGAUGCUAACACCUCGCGGAGGAUGAGGCUCGUUUUUUCCCCCCCUAUAUGACAGGUCACUUCACCAGAUUUCCCUAAAAAAAAAAGUGUGAAUUCUGUCAUUAUUGCAUCUUUGGGAAACCUGUCUUUGUUACUGUGAGUUUGACAUUAUUAUUAUUAUUCUUUUUUUUUGUAUAAAGUUUAUGUUGAUAUUUAAUAGACACAACUGCUUUGUGUGAUUGUUUUAUAUGUUAUUUUGUUAGUUUUCUAUGCGACCUUUAAAGUUUGGUGAAUAUUCUGUACGUUAGCCCUGCACUGACGCCAUGAUCAUUUCUUAAAAAAAUCUUUUAUAUAAUAUACAAAAAUAAGGGAUCAUUUCUUUUGGUUUUCUCAAUUGGCUGCUUUAAAUCCUUUUAAAGGUGCGUUCACACGUGGUUUUGUAGUGGAGUUUUUCUGCACCAGUUUUUUUUGUGCUUAUUUUUGUGGUAUAAAGUCCAGCUCCAGAUGUUAGCUGAAAAUAUGAAACGUGGGAGACACAAGUGUUUUUAGCUACUGCCGUUUUUGUUAAUUAGGUGGCGUUUUAUUCUUUCUGGUUUCUUUAAAAAAAAUGCUGAUAGCCCGGCCCCUGCCACUCCUCAAUGUCUAGGGAAGCGUAAAAACAAACCAAAAACUGACGGGCGUGUGCCUUAAUUUAGCUGCAUUGGAACUUAAAAAGUC